Molecule: messenger RNA, 397 nt
Organism: Punica granatum (pomegranate)
Lineage: Eukaryota; Viridiplantae; Streptophyta; Magnoliopsida; Myrtales; Lythraceae
Source: RefSeq, a predicted model, not a curated record
AGAGCAAGAGGAAGAAAUCUAUAUAUACUGAGCAGCCAUGGCACCAGGAGAACACCAUGCAGUUGAUGUUGAACAGCUUGUAUCCUCAAUGGAGACAAUCUUGUCAUCCGCAACCUUCUCCAUAGGCCCAGAUAGCUGCAUCUUUUCCACCCCAGACAUCCUCCUGAGACACAACAAGAAAGCCUACAUCCCGACCGCAUUCUCGAUCGGCCCCCUUCACCACCGGCAAGACUAUCUGAAGCGGACUGAGAAUAUCAAGCUCAAGUACCUCCAGAACCUCGUGUCCCGGACUGGUGUUGCGCUGAAGGACCUGAUUGGCACGGUCGCAAGGAUUGAAGCUGAUUGGCACGGUCGCAAGGAUUGAAGCAGAUGCCCGUAAGCACUAUGCAGAAGAUAU